Molecule: messenger RNA, 1371 nt
Organism: Exophiala aquamarina CBS 119918
Lineage: Eukaryota; Fungi; Ascomycota; Eurotiomycetes; Chaetothyriales; Herpotrichiellaceae
Exons: 3
Coding region: 1-1371 (456 amino acids)
Source: RefSeq, a predicted model, not a curated record
AUGAUGCUCCGGCGACCAAUAUCUCAAAGAUCAGUGUUGUUAUUGAUUUUUGUUUUCCUGAUCGGGCUUUUCAGUGGCGAAUAUAUCAGCAAUGGGUCUUCGUCUCGCUAUAAAUCGGUGCACGUGGAGAAAGUCGAUGCAUACUGCGACAAAUUCAAAUAUCCUAAUGACCUCGUGAUCGUCGUGAAGACGGGUGCGAAUGAAGUUUACGACAAAGUGCCGACCCAACUUUUAACGUCACUCAGCUGCUAUCGGGAUCUGCUCUUCUUUUCCGAUCUGGAGCAACAAUUUGGCGGCUAUCAUAUCCACGACGCCUUGGAAAAUGUCCCCAUGACAGUCCAAAGGGGAAAUGCGGAAUUCAACUAUUAUUACAAACUACGAUAUUUCAAAAACCAUGGUAAGGAUGUCGGUAAACUACGCGAAACGGACGGAACGGCAGCCUGGGAACUCGAUAAGUACAAGUUUCUUCACAUGAUGGAAGACGCGUGGAGAUUGCGGCCUGGUCGGAAGUGGUAUGUCUUCAUAGAGGCCGACACUUAUCUCGUUCAAGCCAAUUUGUUCCAUUGGCUCCGGCGUCUGAAUCCAGCCGAAUCACUGUACUUUGGAUCGCAUGCGUAUCACAAAGCACCAUUCGCACAUGGUGGAAGUGGAUUUUUACUUUCCGGGGUCGCACUGGCUAAAUUUGUCAAGGGCGAUCACGGAGUGAUCGACAUGUACGAUGAGACGAUGAAGAGCGAACCAUUUGGAGACUACGUGCUCUCACAAGCCUUGGUGGCGCAAGGUGUCAAUCUCACCAAUGCUGCACCCAUGCUGUCGGCGGAGAAGCCGACAACUCUUCCAUUUGGUCCAGGGCCAGCCGGGGCGGAUAGCCACUGGUGCCGACCUAUUGUGACCAUGCACCACAUCACUCCUCAAGAAGCAUCCUCACUAUGGCAGUUGGAGCAACAGAGAAAAGACCCCACCGCCCCGCUCCUCUACCAAGAUCUAUAUACAUCAAUGAUCAAGCCCGACAUCCCAGCAUCGCGAGACGACUGGGACAACCUAUCCGAGCACUCAUACGUGCGCCCUCCGGGGACGCCCGGCGACCGCCAGAAGCCGCUGGAGGGCAUGUCGCCCAUCCAGCAAGAAGCGCACCUCUCGUUCGAGAAAUGCGGCCGCGCGUGCGAGGAGGACGAGCGAUGCUUCCAGUACACGUUCUCGAACCACUCGUGUGGCUUCUCCUGGUUUUUCCGAAUGGGCAACAGCCGGCGGCCCGAGGAUGGGGUUUCUUUCCAGUCGGGCUGGAAUCUAGAGAAGAUCGCCAAGUAUCAGGCCGAGCAUGUCUGUACGGCUGCGUCGGCUAGGUGGGUGGAUGCACCGAGCAAGCGGUAG